CACUCACACCCCCUCCCCGCCACAGAGGAGCAGCAUCACCGCCUCGCCUCACUGAACAAGGCAGGGAGAGGAGAGAAAUGCAAAGGGAUGUAAGAUGGCAGAGCUACAAAUGUUGUUAGAGGAGGAAAUCCCUGCCGGGAAACGAGCUCUUGUCGAGAGCUAUCAAAACCUUUCCCGGGUGGCGGAAUACUGCGAAAACAACUAUGUUCAGGCUCAAGACAAGAGGAAGGCCCUGGAGGAGACCAAGUCCUACACCACUCAGUCUCUGGCCAGCGUGGCUUACCAAAUCAAUGCCUUAGCCAAUAAUGUGCUCCAGCUACUGGACAUCCAGGCCUCGCAACUACGACGCAUGGAGUCCUCCAUUAACCACAUCUCCCAGACGGUGGACAUUCACAAGGAGAAGGUCGCCCGUCGUGAGAUUGGCAUCCUGACCACCAAUAAAAACACCUCUCGCACCCAUAAGAUCAUCGCCCCGGGCAACAUGGAGCGGCCCGUGCGCUACAUUCGAAAACCGAUCGAUUACACGCUGCUGGAUGAUGUCGGGCACGGAGUAAAAGUAAGAUUCAUUUUGCAAAAUGGGAACAAUGCUGCAGGACGAGGAGGAGGGACACUGUCCAGGACAAACCCACCAACCCAAAAACCCCCCAGCCCCCCAAUGGCUGGCCGUGGCACCUUGGGACGCAACACCCCCUACAAGACGCUGGAGCCGGUGAAGCCUCCAGUGGUGCCCAACGACUACAUGACAAGCCCAGCCCGGCUGGGCGGCCAGCAAAGCCCUGCGCGUACAGCCUCACUCAAUCAGAGGCCCCGCACACACAGCGGCAGCAGUGGUGGCAGCGGUGGCAGGGAGAGCAGUGGAAACAGUGGAGUGGGUGUCCCCUUGGCGGUCCCGACACCUUCUCCCCCCAGUAUGGGCCAAGCGGCGACAUCAUCCGCCUCAGUGCCACAAGGGCCCGGGCUGGGUCCGAUCCCCAUGUCGCAGUUUGGCACCAUCUCUCGGCAGAUCUCGCGUCACAACUCCUCCACCACCUCCUCGGCCUCCAUGGUGUCGGCCACGGGGACGUAUCGCCGCGCUCCCUCCGUUUCCUCUCAGCAGCCCCAUAUUAACGGGGGUCCGGCGUUCCCGCAGAAUUCAGUGUCUGUGGCUCCUCCGCCUCCUCCGAUGGUCCAGCUGACACCACAGAUCCCUCUGACCGGCUUUGUGGCCAGAAUGCAGGAGAGCAUAACAGACAGCCCAGCUCCACCUCCUCCGCCUCCACCAGAGGAAAUAGGUGCGUUUGAUGAGCCCUCGCCCCCACCUCCUCCUCCGCCUGUUGACUAUGAAGAAGAGGAGCCUGCGGUUGUCCAUUACAGUGACCCCUAUGCCGAUGGAGAUCCCCAGUGGGCCCCGAAGGCCUAUUUAGAGAAAGUCGUGGCCAUCUACGACUACAGCAAAGACAAAGAGGAUGAGCUGUCCUUCAUGGAAGGAGCCAUCAUUUACAUUAUCAAGAAGAACGACGACGGCUGGUUCGAAGGCGUCUGCAACGGCGUCACCGGACUCUUCCCGGGAAACUACGUCGAGUCCAUCAUGCACUAUGCUGACUAGCGGGAAGAAAAGAAAAAAAAAAAAAGCAACCCGCAAUGCUAAGGUAAAACAGGGAAGGUGUCUAGAUGAAUGCAGUUCUGACAGCUGUCAUCUCUCCUUUAUCGAUGGAAGCGCCACGGAAAAAUGUUUGGAAAUAACAGUCUACCACUUUGGCUCGAGAGAAGCACAAUAGCCGCCAAAGCUUUUCGAAGCGCCCGUUCUGUUAGUUUUACACUGUUGACACGAAGGGAGGAGAUGAAAGCGUUUCAGAGUGCUGCCACCCGGUGGUGGGCGGCGGCAGCGCUUUUGAUUCCCAACUUCAAUUCUCUGCCACACGAGAAAUGAGAAGGCUGAAUAUUUGUCAAUGUUUGCGUUCAUAUGUUAGUGCAGCACAGCCCUGAUCACGUUUGCCGUGUUCAAACCCGGCCGUCUCUUCCACGGGGUUGCUGCAUCACUGUGAAUUCAACUUAUUGCGUCGCCGCGCCAUCUUGCGCCAUAGACGACGCGGAUGUUGCCUGCAAAUUCCAUUCUACCUUAUCAAGACUGAAAUACAAAAAAGGUCAAUAAGUGCAUUAGCACGCGACUGAAUGUCAAUCUCAUGUUACAGAGGGAAAAAGGCAACCUCACCUUUCAGGGAUUUGUUGUGAUAUCACCUAAAACACUGAAAAUGUUUUUAGUAGAAGAUCUGCAGUGGGCAGGAAAACGUCCAUCUUCGACCACUUUUUUUGUUUUGUUGUUCCGAGUAAACUUGAGCUUACACUGGUCGACUUUUCAGCGAGAGGCAUGCUACCUACUCCUCCGAUUGCCUCUCGAUGAUUGAACACGCGUCACCAACCGUUGACCCAGCACACCCGUUUUAUGAAUCGGAGCAAAUAAGACGAACCGACAUCGAAAGAAACACAAGCACAGAAAGAACCCUACGCGGAAAGGUCGGAGCCCAGAUUCAAGCCCAGAACUUUUAGUUGCGAGUCCGACUGGCAUGUGUAACUGCCACGAAUGGAGAAAAAAUAAAAUAAAAUAACACGAUGUCACCAGUGACUCGAUCUUCUAAAAGUUCACAUUUUCUAAUGUUUGAGAUGAUAUUUGUAGAAUCCCUUUAAAACUGGUCAACCGGGUUGAUGUAGAAUAUAAAAAAAAAGCAAACAAACAAACAAACAAAACAAGACACUCUUUCGUCUGCUCUAACUUGUACAUAAAGUGUGACGUGAGACACUAACAGUAGGGUAAAGUGCAUCUGUCUGUGUGUGAAAACUCCUUGUGAAUUUCCAUCCGUUUCCGUACAGGCGGUGCCAAGAGUCGAUGACACAUUUGGAUUCUUUUCAUUUGUACGUGCGCAUUUUCUUCAUCGGCCUCGAUGCCGUUGAACUUGUACCGUGGGAACCGUCAGUGAUAUUUAUCAUCACCGCCGCCGCAUAUGACUAAUGUGCUUUCCAGCCACUGUAGCAAAGUUAUGUCUCGUCUUGAAGUCAGUGAAGGAGUCGAGUGUGCGUCAGGUCACCACGUAUCAAUAGCUGCACUGCUUUUUCUUUUUUUUUUUUCUCCCGACUGCAUCACACAAAGUCCAGAAUUCUGCCGCAAAGCCGUUGCCUGCCGGUCGAGCGCUUGCUGGUGUGGUGCUUUCCAUCGGUGCUGAACCGCAGCAAUGGUCAACCCAAACAACCUCGACUCAAAGGAGAAAUGUUACACGGUCGCCUUGUUUGUUGGUUCAUUUUGCAGUGGGAGAAGAGUCGGACAUUUUGAUUGUAAUCGUCUUGACAAUGUCGUGAAUGUAGUUGAUCUACUGUCAGAACGGCACGAUUGAAACAAAGUACACACUGUAUGGACAGAAGUAUUGGAACAGCCUUUUCCUAACUCUACCUUCCAGUCGGAGGUAUCGAAUUGAAGUAUCGAGAGCCCGAUAUCGAGAACUUCUUUCCAUAUAGUCUAUGUCAUGAGCUACAUGGAAAAUCCCCAAUGCAGCACAUAGCAUGAGUCUUCACAUACCGUUAAUGG
Hippocampus zosterae (dwarf seahorse) is the source of this 3556-nucleotide messenger RNA. It is a transcript of the gene abi1b, whose product is annotated as abl-interactor 1b. The transcript has 10 exons. NCBI's taxonomy places the organism in Eukaryota, Metazoa, Chordata, Actinopteri, Syngnathiformes, Syngnathidae. The record is from RefSeq and is a predicted model, not a curated record. Bases 95 to 1585 code for a protein of 496 amino acids. Gene Ontology annotation, cellular component: lamellipodium; intracellular anatomical structure. Gene Ontology annotation, molecular function: SH3 domain binding.